This is a messenger RNA of Eremothecium gossypii ATCC 10895, 1080 nucleotides long. RefSeq names its product palmitoyltransferase PFA5 (gene PFA5). Gene Ontology annotation, molecular function: protein-cysteine S-palmitoyltransferase activity. Gene Ontology annotation, cellular component: Golgi apparatus; endoplasmic reticulum. Gene Ontology annotation, biological process: peptidyl-L-cysteine S-palmitoylation; protein targeting to membrane. The transcript has a single exon. The record is from RefSeq and is marked provisional. Bases 1 to 1080 code for a protein of 359 amino acids. NCBI's taxonomy places the organism in Eukaryota, Fungi, Ascomycota, Saccharomycetes, Saccharomycetales, Saccharomycetaceae.
AUGUGGCAGUGCAAGAACAAGUCAAGAUGGUGGUAUAGUCUGGUACCAAUACUGUGCAUAUGUAUAAUGUGCUAUGGGGCUAUAGCGUAUAGUUACUCUUUCUGUUACGUGGAAGUUUGGACGCACCUGGGAAUGAAAGCGGCAGCCAUAGGUAUGACAUGCUUACAUUUGAUAAUAGUUAUUCUGCUUUGGAUUAUAUGGGCGCAGAUAAUCAUGAUGGGCCCUGGACGGCAGCCGCGUGUGGCCCCAUUCAUGAUUUUGCCAGAGAUGGCUGACGCCGGGGAGCGUGCGAAGGAAGGGGCUGCGACGUCGGUGCUCCCGCCAGACGUCUACCAGUGCGAUACGCAGGGCUACCCCGUAUGGUGUAGCGUCUGCCAAAGUCUAAAGGGGCUUCGCACGCAUCACUCGGUGCAUCUGGGGUUCUGUGUUCCCCGGCUGGACCAUUACUGCGUUUGGCUGGGAACUGUUAUUGGCCGGAGGAACUACCGGCUAUUCAACCAGUUUCUCAUGUGCUUUCUUAUGCAUGCGUUGAUUAUCUUCGUCUCAGUGGUCAGUCUGCAGAGACGUAUUGCUUCCAGCGCACGCAUGCGCGGGGAAAGGGAGGAUCCAAAUGUGUUGGUGGUAUUAUCACUGAGCUGUCUAGUGUUAUUAAUGGUUGGCGCUCUCUUCAUAUCAUUUUUGAAUUAUAUGGCAAACAAUCAGACGACUAUAGAAAAGUUGUACACACCGAAAAGACAGCCACGCACGAUGUGUUUCUGCGUGUACAAUCCGGCAGACCAAUAUCGUUAUGUGGUGAAAAGCUUACCUCAUGAAAAUUGGAAUAUGUGGGAUAAGGGUAGCGCAUAUGCUAACUACAAGGAUUUUCUGGGUUCUAGUAUAUGGAGGUGGUUUAUUCCCAUCGGCAGUAACAUCCCAGAGUUCCAGACUUCUGCAUGGGAAGACGACUACAAUGCUAUUCUAGGGCCAUAUAAAGAAGAGCUAGGGAGCCACUACAGGGACAUACUGAUGCAGCGCAUCGAACAAGGAAAAUACGUUACACGUUUGCGUGUUUACGGGGACAAAUUCAGAGAAGGACUUUAA